Molecule: messenger RNA, 1584 nt
Organism: Hyalella azteca
Lineage: Eukaryota; Metazoa; Arthropoda; Malacostraca; Amphipoda; Hyalellidae
Product: protein OVEREXPRESSOR OF CATIONIC PEROXIDASE 3
Exons: 8
Coding region: 202-1167 (321 amino acids)
Source: RefSeq, a predicted model, not a curated record
CUGCCAUAAUUGAUGCAGUGAGGUGCCGCGGCUGCAUCCGUUGUCCGAUUCAGGCUUUUGGUUGUUAUGGUUGGUGGGUCACGCUUACUGCGGCUUGCACAGUACUUGAUAGUUUGGAAAUCCUAUUUGCUGCAUAAGAAAUGAAAUAAAUUAAUUAGGAUUGAUUUUGAAGUUAUAUUUCGGUAAGCAUUUAAUUCCGUCAUGAGGUCUUCUGAGAGGUUGCAAGCUUCGGAAGAAAAGGGACACGAUAUUCCUGGUGGCAAUGUCAAGUCUGGUAGGCCUAGAAGAAAAGCAGCCAAAUUAUCAGAAUCCAGCCCUGUUAAGCUCAGUCCCAUCAAAGACAAGAAAUUGGAAACUGCCCUGCCUGUUCCAGGAGACAGUGAAGUUGAUGCUGAGUUAUCUGAUUUUGAUGACAUUGACAUAAAAGAAGAAGAUGACUGGGAUUUGCCAGAUGACAACAGUUUAUUGAAGCUAACUGAAGAAGACUUCCAAGACGAUCAAAGUUAUGAGAGCCUCGGCCUGCCACCUCACGACAUCGACAUUGACAACGAUGACUUUGAUAUUGAUGAUGACGAGCUCGAACUUGAUGAUGCAUCCAAAGAUUCUUCGGGUAUGAACUGGAAGCGUCGGGCCAAGCGUCUGGCGGUGCGUCUGCGUGAGGGCGGCGCUAAGGCUCCCCUCGUGCCCCCCAGAGCUGCUGCCCUCACUUCCCCCCCUACAGCAGCUGGUCCUCCCCUCGCUGCCCCUGCUAACCCUGGUCGUCGCUCGUCCCCAGCGAAGGCCGCUAGGAGAGCGUCUGCACCCCGCCCCCCUCGAGGUGGUGGCCGGGGAUCACAAGGGCGCGGCGGUGGGGCGGCGGCGGCGGCGGCGGAGGGCGCCACGGCGGCGUCGGGCUUCAGGGUGACGGGGACGGCGGCCAUCGACGUGGCCUCGCACAUGAAGCUGCUGGGGGAGAGCCUUAACAACAUAGGGCAUAAGCUCAAGGAACAUGAGGGCCAGAUCGCGGUGUCGGGCAGUCUUUCUGUGCUGCUCGACUCGAUGCUGUGCGUCCUGGGGCCUCUCGUGUGCCUCACCGAGCAGCUCGAGGAGACCAGGGGCGCCAUCUCCCCUCAGACUCAUGCCGCCAUCCUCGACAACAUCGCCUACAUCAUGCCUGGCAUCGUGUAGUAGUGAGGUGAUGGUGACGUGUGAUGCCAUCACACUCCUGCACCAAAUUCAUUGUUUCUUGUACACCACCGUCAUCACUAGCGAUAAUAAUAGUCUUCCCAGACGCGGCCCAUAGAGUUAUUACAAGACUAGGGGGCCGUACUAUCUAAACUUGCUUAAGUACACAUAGCUGCCUAAGUACACGUAGCUUCCUAAGUACACGUAGCUGCCUAAGGACAUGUAGCUGCCCAAGGACUUGUAGCAGCCUAGAUACACGUAGCGAUUGAUUUAUCGACCGUGAUUGGUGGGUUUAGCGUUAGAAGCCGUCAGUAAUUUGCUGACGGGGUUAUGAACUCAUAAUUAAUUUUAAUAAUACUGCCCCAGGAACAUUUCUACAGCUUUGGUCCAAUGUUAGUGAGCAUCGCAUGUCCUCUUCAA